GAUGUCAGCAACCUAAACUCUUUACAAUGUUUAGUGUUCCUUUAGUGAACAUAGGGCACAAAUAACUAAUUAUUGUGCUUGUAUUGACUGCUUAAGGCCUCUAUGUCCAGAGUGCAUCUAAGAACAUUACUAAUAUCAUACUUAGUCCAAGACACCUGCUGCCAUUUAAAGUAUUCUUAAUACAAGAACUAAUUGUGAAAAAAAAAUUGCAAAAGCAAUUGAAUAAUUGAAAAAAGUAUAUAAUAUAGAUAUAAUCUAAGGAAUAUGAGUAAUAUGACAUUCAAUACUUUUUUAAUCCUGAUGAAAUCUUAAAUUAAGAAAUAUCUAGGAUGAAUGAGGUAAAGUCAUAGAUGAUUGAAAUUAUAACAAUCUUUUUUAAAUAGUUAGAAAACGUUCUCGAAACAAAAGUUAAGGAAAAUUAAUUAAAAGUAAAAUUAUCUAUUUAAUAUUCAGGUUAAAAAUAUUGGAGGUAUUUUCUAAAGAAUUUAAACAGUAAUUGACUAAUUAGAAAUAUUAAGAAAUAGUUUAUUGAAUAGUUCAGAUCCUUUCUAACAUUUUCAUAAAGCUUGUAGAUUGGAUGUUAAAUCAUUGCUUGAUCGUUAUAAAUCUGAUUUGAAGAAAUCAAUUAAAUCUAAAGAAUUAGGUACAUUAUUUAUUUAAAUUAUUAGAUCCAAUAAAUGUUCAUAUUGAUGAACAUAAACUAUUUAAUCUAAAAAAUCAAUUAAGUAAAAUUGUAGUAAUUUAAACAACUGAUCAUGAUGAAAUAGGAGAUAAUAUUUCAGUUUUAUCUAAAAAUAAAGAUUAGAGCAUUAAUUAUAGUGUAUAAGGACUAUAUGUAUAAUAUGCAACUAAUAAUUAGAAUGGACCUCAUCAUUUUUAAUAAAAGCCAAGCAAACAAUAAAUGAGUAAUAUUGGAGAUAAUGAUGAACCUUUAUAUGGAACUAUGACAAAUUAAGACUUUUAGAUUACUAGACCUAAUUAUUUUUAAGGUUAACAUAAAUUCUUGCAUUUUAUUAUCAAUAAAACUAAUAUUCUAAAAAUCUGCAAUUUAGAAACUAAAUAAUGGAUGACUUUUGAAAUUGAUUAUCAAGUUCCAGAGUUUCAUAAAUCUUUUGUAGCUCCAAAUGGUGAUAUUUACAUUUCUGGUGGAUUAAUUGAUUAAAAAGAUAAUAGGAAAGAAUCUAUUAUAAGAAGAUAUACAUUAGAUGGUAAGAUGUAAUAAAUUGGAUAAUUGACUUAUCCUAGAUCAUCUCAUUCAAUGGUCUAUUGUAAUUAAGCUAUAUACAUAUUAUGUGGAUAUUAAGAACAUAGAAAAAUGUCUUUAAGUUUGGAGAAAUACAAUUUAAAUACAUAAAAGAUGGAAUUAUGUGCUCCUUUUAAUAAACCAGCAAAUUCACCAGCUUGUUGUGCUUUCAAUGACAGAUAUAUUUAUAAAUUUGGUGGAAAUGAUGAAAAUGGAUAAAUCUUAUUAAUUAUAGAGAGAUAUGAUACAUAGACAAAUAAAUGGGAGUAUAUUGAUCCUGAAAUCGAUUAAUAAGAGUCUCAUAAAUUUCAUACCAUUUACCAAUGUUCAGCCUGUGUUCAAAUUAAUAAAAAUAAUAUCUAUGUCUUUGGUGGUUAUGAUAAUGAUGAUAAAGGAGUCUCAUUCUCAUUCCUUUUAAAUAUAGAAGAUAAUAAACAUAAAAUUUAUUAAGUUGAUACUAAACCCUUAUUGUAUCCUGAAGGAUUUUGGAAUAACUAAGUAAAUUAUUAUACUAUAUUUUUAGGUUAUUAUUAAUGAUCAUAAACUAUAUGUUUUAUAGAACAUAGAGGUAGAUUGUAAUUAAAUUGAUGAAAUUAAUAGAGCCUUAUUAUGUUUUGAUGGAUAGAGAUGGAGUGAAUUAUAAUAUUGA
Paramecium pentaurelia is the source of this 1892-nucleotide messenger RNA. The record is from the annotation of a GenBank genome assembly. NCBI's taxonomy places the organism in Eukaryota, Ciliophora, Oligohymenophorea, Peniculida, Parameciidae.